Messenger RNA from Strongyloides ratti, 1338 nucleotides. RefSeq lists its product as hypothetical. Bases 1 to 1338 code for a protein of 445 amino acids. NCBI's taxonomy places the organism in Eukaryota, Metazoa, Nematoda, Chromadorea, Rhabditida, Strongyloididae. The transcript has a single exon. The record is from RefSeq and is a predicted model, not a curated record.
AUGGCAAAAAAAGUUCCAAUAUUUAACCAACUCCCUUUUCCAAGCAAAUGUGGCAAUGAUGAAAAAAAAAUUUUAAAAUAUACAAAGGAUAAGAAUGGAAAAUUAUUUAAAUUAAACUUAGUUAAUGAUCAGUUGACAACGCCGGAUGAUUUGCCACAUGCAAACAAGCUUUAUUAUUUAUUCACAAUACCUCAAGAUAGUCAUGAAAAGGAGUUUGCAGAACCUUGUACUAUAUUUAGAGCUGUCAACAAUAGACCACUAAUGGUUAUAAAGGGAUAUAAUUCAACUGAAAUAUCGCUGGACAAUACAAAAAUUGAUGUGAUUAAAUUUGACUAUUUGGUAGAAUUUCUUGCAAUUCAACUUGUUUUAGAAAAUCAACCAUUAUUACAAGAUUUUUACAAAAACGAAGAAAUUUUGAUAAACAAGGUUGUAUAUACAAAGGAUGGUUUUAAAGAAGUGCCGAACUCCAACAAAAUCACUAAGGGAACCUUCUCAAUAAAUGGAUAUGAAAUUUUAAAGUUUUCUUAUAAUUGCCCUACAUAUGAAGAUAAUGAAAUGAUAACGAAGAUAUUCUACUUCGCACCACCACAGAAAGAAUAUAUAUUUCCAUUAGAGCAAUCAUUAUUUCUAGUAAAUGAGCCAGCAGUCAAACCAAAUUGCUCCAUCAAUCGAAUUAGUUAUGGAUAUCUCUAUUCAGUUGGUUAUAACAAAAAAACAAUUAACCUAAAUGAAUUGAAUGCUAAUGGAGUAGCAACACAUGGUUUAAUUCGUUCCGGUAACUACGUGUUUACAUCAAAUGUUGAAGAAUUCAAUACAACAUUAAAUUGUACUUAUAAUACACCAAAUGGACAAGUUAUUUUUAUUCAGUCUUAUAAAACAGAACACAGAAAGUUUUAUGGGUUUGAUGAGAAUGGGGAUAAAAUAUUUGAUAGAAAAAAUAAGAAAAAAAAGUUCGAUGGAAAGGAUAUUGAUGAAGACAAUGACGACCUGUCAAAAGGAUCAAAAAAAUCUUGGUUUAAUAAAUUCAAAAACAAAAUUGGAUCUAUUUGGUUCUAUACAAUUAUUGGAGGAAUUGUUUUUGUUGUACUAGCAAUCAUUAUAGUUGUUGCAGUACUAUGCUAUUUAAGAUCAUCGAAGAAAAACAUUUCAAAUAAAAGGAUUGAAUUAAAGAAGAUUGAAAAAAAAGGGAUUGAAUUUAAAAAUAUUGAAAAAAAGGAUAUUGCGUUUAAAAAUAUUGAAAAAAAGAGAAUUGAAUCAAAUAAAAGUGAAAAAAAAAGAGUGGGUAAAAAAAGCAACUUUUCUCGCAAUGUAAAUGUAUCAAAAAAGACAAGAAAAUAA